AAACCGGAAAUUGCGUUGGCUGUUCUUUCCUGUAGCGUUGUGAUUGAUAAGCUAACAAUUUAGCAAUGUCGGGAAUUGAGGACAUUUCUAACAAUUCUGUGGCAUUUAAAGAAAAUAACGAGUUCAGUGUAGAGGCUGGAGACCAUGUCGACGAUGACGUUGUUAUUCAUCGAUAUACGUUUUACAGGGACAGGAAAGAAUGGGCUGAUUUGGAGCCUGUUCCUCAAGAUGAUGGACCAAAUCCUGUUGUCAAGAUUGCUUAUUCAGAAAGGUUCUCUGAUGUUUUUGACUAUUUCCGUGCCCUGCUCAAUAAUGAUGAAAAGAGCGAACGAGCUUUUGCCUUGACGGCAGAUGCUAUUGAGCUGAAUGCGGCAAAUUACACAGUGUGGCAUUACAGGCGAGUAUUACUACAAGCAUUGUCAAAGGACCUGAGAGAAGAAAUGAGUUACAUUACAGCCAUCAUUGAAGAUCAACCGAAAAACUACCAAGUCUGGCAUCACAGACGUAUAGUGGUUGAGUGGUUGAACGAUCCGUCAGAGGAGCUGGAGUUUAUUGCAGACAUCCUCAGCCAAGAUGCAAAGAACUACCAUGCCUGGCAACACAGACAGUGGGUCAUCCAGGAGUACAAACUGUGGGAUAAUGAGCUGGAGUUUGUCCAGAAUCUCUUGGCUGAAGAUGUGAGGAAUAAUUCUGCCUGGAACCAGAGACAUUUUGUCAUUACACACACGACAGGCUUUUCGGAUCAAGCCAUUCUUGAAAGGGAGAUUGAAUACUGUCUGACCCAGAUCAGAAAGGCCCCCCACAAUGAAAGUGCAUGGAACUAUUUGAAAGGGAUGCUUCAGGACAGAGGUUUGUCAUCUCAGCCUGGGCUGCUGGAGAAAGUCCUGGAGCUAAAGGAGACGUGUUGUUGUUCCUCUUACCUUCUCGCCUUUCUCUUCGAUUGUUACGAGGAUGCUUUGGAGAACAGCAGUCAAAAAGGAAAAUCGGCAGAAGACCGAGUGGACACUUUGAAAAGAGCUCUAGAAAUUUGUAAACUUUUAGCUGAGGAGAAGGACACCAUUCGCAAGGAGUAUUGGCUGUUUUUGGGACGUUCUUUAAAGAACAAAUAUGGACCGACUGAACCAGUUGACACUGAACUUCCAUCCCCGACGGCCGAGCAGCAGGAAGUGAACUAGAUGCGCAAGUCUCACUACACUCUCCCUCAUUUAUUUUUAUUUUUUGUUUGUGUGGUUCUGUAUUUUACUAUAAUGUGGAUCCAUUUUUUUAAAUAUCCGACAGUUGGUGUGGAGGGAAACGAAUGAGAAAUAUGGAUCUGUUACAGGGCCUAUGUGAAAAGUCAUCCAUGAUAGAAUCAAUUUUGUGCAGUCAGGCUUCAUUCAUGUUUGUUCAUUUGGCUGUUGGUGCGCAUUCAAGUAUCUUUCAAAACACAUUUAAAGUCUGUUCAAGGGACUUGCAACUUAGUACAUCCUUCAUUGUCUCACUCUUUUCUGUUCUUUGAAGGUUCAAUAAUAAUAAAAAAAUAAGGCAGAUUUAUCCAAA
Molecule: messenger RNA, 1539 nt
Organism: Hippocampus zosterae (dwarf seahorse)
Lineage: Eukaryota; Metazoa; Chordata; Actinopteri; Syngnathiformes; Syngnathidae
Gene: fnta
Product: farnesyltransferase, CAAX box, alpha
Exons: 10
Coding region: 66-1175 (369 amino acids)
Biological process (GO): protein farnesylation; protein geranylgeranylation
Cellular component (GO): cytoplasm; protein farnesyltransferase complex; CAAX-protein geranylgeranyltransferase complex
Molecular function (GO): protein farnesyltransferase activity; CAAX-protein geranylgeranyltransferase activity
Source: RefSeq, a predicted model, not a curated record